AUGGGCUCCAUCGUCCUUCCCCAUCUCGAGACCGGCUGGCACGUCGACCAGGCCAUUCUAAGCGAAGACGAGCGUGUGGUGGUUAUCCGUUUCGGCCGCGAUCACAGCCCCGAUUGCAUGCGCCAAGACGAAGUCCUCUAUCGCAUCGCCGACAAGGUCAAGAACUUUGCAGUCAUUUACCUCUGCGACAUUGACAAGGUUCCUGAUUUCAACCAGAUGUACGAGUUAUACGACGAAUGCACCCUCAUGUUCUUCUUCCGAAACAAACACAUGAUGAUUGAUCUCGGCACCGGUGACAACAACAAGAUCAAAUGGGUACUGGAAGACAAACAAGAACUGAUCGAUAUCAUCGAGACGGUCUACCGCGGCGCGAAGAAGGGACGCGGUUUGGUGGUUAGUCCCAAGGAUUACUCGACCAGACAUCGCUAUUAG
Messenger RNA from Neurospora tetrasperma FGSC 2508, 432 nucleotides. RefSeq lists its product as uncharacterized. Gene Ontology annotation, cellular component: U5 snRNP; spliceosomal complex; U4/U6 x U5 tri-snRNP complex. The transcript has 3 exons. NCBI's taxonomy places the organism in Eukaryota, Fungi, Ascomycota, Sordariomycetes, Sordariales, Sordariaceae. The coding region runs from base 1 to 432 and encodes 143 amino acids. Gene Ontology annotation, biological process: mRNA splicing, via spliceosome. The record is from RefSeq and is a predicted model, not a curated record.